UGCAAAUUCGUCGUCGCAGUUGGAGUGCAGCAUUUCUGUAAAUAUUCAGCGGCAAUGUCCGAGUUCGAUGAUGAAAUGGGUUUCGCCUGCGAUUGUAUCGCUAGUAAGAUUUAUGCGAAACUUCCAGGCACGCCGGGUCGUUCAGGUCGUAUUCCAUAUCGUGCUGUUUAUGAUAGCCAAGAUGAAGCACGUCGACGUGGUUAUUGGAUUCCAGGUGUUCCGAUUAAAGCAAAAAUAACGAAAGUUGAAAAAGAUACUAAAUUUGGAUUGCAUCUAAUUAACGCUUAUUUAUAUACAAUUGAACUGGAACAUGGACCAUUUCGCUGGAGCGUUGUUAAACGUAAUAAAGAUUUUGCAGUUUUGGCUGCAAGAUUGUUAACUCAUCGUGCAGCUGAACGUAUUCGUGCACCUGUAAAAAGAGCGGCAGAAGCAGUAGACGAUGUGCUUGAAUCAGUUGGUUUGGAUUUACUUCCUGAGCAUUCGAGUGAUUGCAUUUAUAAUCGACGAAAUCGUGCCUCCAUGAAUGAAAGAUUGGAAGCUUGGCUACAAGCAGUGUUACAUAUACCUGUAAACAGGAACCACCACGAAACCGCUGAGUUUCUCGAAGUCUCCAGAUUUUCUUUUGUCAAUGAAUUAGGUGGUAAGUAUGCUGAAGGUUUUGUGAAAAAACGUCCUGGUGGUAAUCGUGUUUUUAUUGGUUGGAAACAAUUUUGUGUGCGGCAUUUCCUUUGUUGGUCAAAGCGCUGGUUAAUCUUAAAGGAUUCUUCUGUUUGUUAUAUGGACGCAAACAAUGAACAAAUUCGAUUCGUCAUAUUCUUCGAUCGUGAUUUUGGAGUUUCAGCUGGAGUGGAUGAAACUGAAGGAAUGCCUAGUGGCCUCAUUUUAUCUAAUCAACAACAUGAAUUAGCUCUAAAAUGCGCAACGCCUUUGGAUGCUGAAAAGUGGAAGAUGGCUAUUCUUGAAACAAUGAAUGGAGUAGGUCGCAUAUGGCGGGAACCACAUCCUUACGGUUCCACAUACCCUGUUAGACGUUCACAAUCCGUUAAUUGGUUUGUGGACGGACGAAGUUUCAUGGAACAUGCAGCUAAUAUGUUGGAAUUAGCAAGGGAGGAAAUUUUCAUCGCAGAUUGGUGGUUGUCGCCUGAAAUUUAUCUCAAACGACCUCUUAUCGAAGGGAAUCGUUGGCGCUUGGAUGAGCUUUUAAAGAGAAAAGCUGAAGAGGGAAUCAAGAUUUUCGUAUUGCUUUAUAAAGAGAUGGAAAUGGCACUAGGCAUCAACAGUAUUUACACAAAAAAAACAUUACAGGGAUUGCAUAAAAAUAUCAAGGUUCUUCGACAUCCAGAUCACUAUAUUUCAUCGGGAACAUUUUUUUGGGCUCAUCACGAAAAGUUAAUAAUUGUUGACCAGCUAGUUGCAUUUGUCGGUGGCAUUGAUUUAUGUUAUGGACGAUGGGAUGAAGCUCGCCAUAAAUUGGUCGAUCUCGGCUCAGUGAAGUAUGGCGAAGGUCAUGCCUUUAAUAUUUUUAAGCUACAUGGAAUGCGAUCGUUAGCAGCAGCAUCUGCUACUUUUUCUCCAUUAGGUCUAGAAGAUGAAGAAAUUUGCUCAAAAAGUUCAGAGCAGAUAUGUGAUAUCGAUGAAGUAGAUAGAGCAAGCCAAACAGAAAAGCAAUCGGUGUCACAUGCAAAAGAGCCAUCUGUCAAUUAUUGGAAAUUAAGGCCGAAAUAUUCUUGUCCUCCUAGCGAUUUACAAAAAGUUCCAACUGUCGUAAAGGCAACAGAACUUAACGAUCAAGAUGAAAAAAUAAAGGGUAUAGAAAUGGAAGGAGCUGGCAAGAUAUGGUUGGGCAAGGAUUAUGUGAAUUUCAUUCGAAAGGAUUUCGUUCAGCUUGAUAUGCCUUAUCACGAUUUCAUCGAUCGUGGUAGCACUCCAAGGAUGCCGUGGCACGAUAUUCAUGCUGUGACUUAUGGUAGUAGUGCACGUGACCUGGCGCGACAUUUUAUUCAACGAUGGAAUGCAACAAAAACAGAAAAGUCCAAAGAUCUAAAGGAUUAUCCAUUUCUUUUGCCUAAAUCUUAUGAUACUAUCAAAGUGCCCAGAGUGCUCUCAAAUAUUAGCAUAUUGGCUGACGUUCAAGUAUUGCGGUCAGUAUCAAAAUGGUCAUCAUUAAUUAACCAUACCGAAGACAGUAUUCAGCAGGCGUAUUUAUCUUUGAUAGCUAACUCUCGCCAUUGUAUAUAUAUUGAAAAUCAAUUUUUCGUUUCUUUAAUCGAAAGUCACGAAGUUUACAAUGAAAUUUGUCGAGUUUUAUGUGAUCGUAUUAAACGAGCUUAUUAUGAUAAGGAAAAUUUUCGAGUAUAUAUAUUGGUGCCUCUAUUGCCGGGAUUUGAAGGAGAUGUUGGCACUCCUGGUGGGUCAGCUUUAACGGCUGUGUUGAAUUGGACUUAUUUAUCAUUAUCAAGAGGACCGAAUUCAUUGCUGGAAAAUCUUAAGAAAGUGGUUCCCGAUCCUAUGAAAUAUAUUAGUGUCAAUUCAUUGCGAACGUACGAUAUUCUAUGUGGAAAACUUGUAUCAGAGCUCAUUUAUAUUCACUGCAAAUUAAUGAUUGUUGACGAUAAGAGCGUUAUCAUUGGAUCAGCCAACAUAAAUGACCGUUCACAAAUGGGCAAUAGAGAUUCUGAGGUUUGCAUUCUUAUCAAGGAUAUAGAUUUUAUCCCCUCAAAGAUGAAUGGCAGGCCAUAUGAAGCAGGAAAAUUCGCAAUCAGUCUGCGUAAGCGGCUAAUGAUGGAACAUUUAGGAAUGUUGCCUGAACAGGUUCGUCAAAGGAAAGAUAAAAUAAUUCCUGAUAUAGACUUGGACGAUCCAGUAAUCGAUUCAUUCUUUAUUGGUACAUGGAAAUCUAUUGCUAAAAAAAAUACCAAAAUUUAUGAAGAUGUAUUUCGUGUUUAUCCCACCGACCAAAUCCAUAGUUUCGAAGAAUUGAAAGUUUGGGCUGGUCAAAUGCCAAUGAGUGAAUAUAGUCCGCAGAUUGCUGAGGAGCAGCUCCGUGAUCUUAUUGGAACACUUGUUGAAUUUCCAUUGAAUUUCCUAUUAAAAGAAGAUCUUGCUCCAGGUUUGGGGUCCAAAGAAGGGCUUGUGCCAACUUCUGUUUUUACUUAA
Messenger RNA from Dracunculus medinensis (Guinea worm), 3156 nucleotides. The record is from the annotation of a GenBank genome assembly. NCBI's taxonomy places the organism in Eukaryota, Metazoa, Nematoda, Chromadorea, Rhabditida, Dracunculidae.